Molecule: messenger RNA, 2106 nt
Organism: Anopheles funestus (African malaria mosquito)
Lineage: Eukaryota; Metazoa; Arthropoda; Insecta; Diptera; Culicidae
Product: phospholipase A1-like
Exons: 7
Coding region: 650-1735 (361 amino acids)
Molecular function (GO): lipase activity
Source: RefSeq, a predicted model, not a curated record
UACCGUAUAGAUCGAUCCUCCAACCUUUGUUAGAACCAUACAAACAUAUCAACAUUGACAUGCCGAUCAUUAAUUACAAACGCUCUUGACAUUUAUCCUUGGUGUAUUUCUCAUCCUUUUCCACCACCCAAAAAUUUGUCAACCGCUCGUUAUCGUUCUAAUGAAUUUAUCAACCAACCAAACCAAUUAUCUGCCAAUUUGCAGCCUCCACUUCCACCUAGACGGGUGAGCAAAAGGUGUUGCAUCUAUGUAACGGUUUAAACCAUCGAUUAAAAAAAAAAAUCUUACAUAAAGCAUCGUGGUUUGCGUGAACCCAAACGCGAAACGUUCAUUUCUACCAGCACAAAACGAUGAACGGCUCGGUACCGCUAGCUCAUGGCCGCGUGCAGUAGACCCGUUCAUGGGCAGGGCAUCAAUGGCUCAUCGAUAGGGCAAGAGGCAAGAGAGAGGCAAGCAGGGUGAAACCUACAGACCGGCCCGCGACCGACUUUGGUAGGCUGCAGUUUGUGGCUUGGUAGCAAUAGUGCAGACCGUCGGUUGGUUAGUCGCUUGCCAGGGCUUGGAUUGUCCAGCCGAACGCCUAACGAAGAAACGCUCAGUGGUCAGUAGUGUCGGUGGUGUCGAUAGAACAUCGGUGUGUGGCUUAAAAAUGGUGCUGUUAGUAAAGAUCGUCCUCUGCUCGAUGCUGCUUAGCGGUGGUGUUAUGAUUUACCAAUUUAUAGACGCCCAGGCACAGCAUCUUCUGGCGCAGGCCCUCUAUCUCGGCGAUCAGGAUGCGUUCAACACGACGCGGGAGGAUUGCGUGUGGAAGCGAAGCAACGGGCAGGACGUCUGUCCGGAUGAGGAUAUCAGCAUCUACCUCUACACGUCCGGCAUCGUGAAGGAUAAGUUUAAGUUCGAUCAUCGGCUUCGGGAUUGGUUGAACAACACGGAAUGGGAUCAUGCGAAGGAGAACAUCAUUCUGAUACACGGGUACGCCGGCGGUGAUGAUACGCUACCGAUUGCGGUUCUACGAGAUGCAUACAUUAACCACGGUGGAUACAAUGUCUUUCUUGUCGACUGGGGUGCCCUCUGUCAGCCACCGUGCUAUGUCGCAGCCGUGUACAAUAUACGUUCAGUAGCGACCUGUCUGGCACAGAGUUUGAUGCAGUUGCGCGAUCUUGGAUUACCGGUAGAGAAGACAACCUGCGUUGGCCAUUCGCUUGGGGCUCACAUCUGUGGUUUGAUGGCGAACUAUCUCAACUUUCGAAUGGAGCGCAUUAUAGCAUUGGAUCCUGCCAGGCCACUCAUCAAACCGGGAGGCGUUAAUAGACUCGAUCAGGGAGAUGCCAAAUACGUGCAGGUCAUACACACGAAUGCUGGCCAUUACGGUGAGGGAGGUCGUGUGGGACACAUCGAUUUCUGUGUGAACGGUGGCAGACGGCAACCGUACUGUGGAAAUAGCACAAAUAUAAACCUCUGCAGCCACAUCUGGGCUAUUUGCUACCUGGCACAGUCACUGUACGAAGGACAUGAACCGAUGGCGGAACCGUGCAGUCGUCGAUGUCCUUCUAAUGCGGUGCUAUCCGGUAUCCGUCAGGGACGACGACGGUUCGGCUAUGCGAUGGGUUAUGCCAUACCGAUGGGCUUGAAAACACCACCAAAUGCCGCCGGCUCGUACUGCAUCAAAGACAAUAAUCCACCCUUCUGUCCAUCGAAUCCGACGAUGCCCGGAGAUCAGCGGUGUUGCAUAUAAACCAAUCGUACUCGUACCAAGGAGAUUCUUCCAGCCGGAGACAUCAUACAUUCGUUCCACAGUCAACCAGUCAACCAGUCAGAAGAAUCAUUCUAGCUUUUAAGUUCUCAUCUCAUCAUGCGAGUAAUUUCCAGUGUGUGUGCGUUUGUGUGUGUAUGUUUGUGUAGGCUCUUUACCAACGUUUCAUUUUAUCAUCAGCAUCUUUCAAUCACAAUUCUCACGUAGCACAAGAGUAAUCAACUCCACCAUAAGGCGAUUGCCGUAUCGAUCGCCAUCAGGAAGUUGUAAUAAUGACUGCAGAUUUUCACUGCAAAAGGGCAAAGAAAUAAAUUACAAUUUUGAAACGAAUACACUAUUAUUGGCACUUUUGU